AUGACAUCAAGCAACAGCACGGGCAACAAGGACUUCCGUGAUCAAUUGGGCAAGUUUCGUCUUGAGUCAAUGACUACGCCCUCCUCGUUACCAUGGUCAUAUCCGUCUGCCCCGGUUCCGCCGCAGUCACAACAGCUCCCGCUGCAGUCGCAACCCCCGGACUCUGCGACACCCGACCCCACCUCCACACCGGCGUCUCGCAGUAAGCGCGUGUCGACCGCGUGCGACUUCUGUCGCAAGCGUAAGAAGAAAUGUGACUUCCGGUACCCCAAUUGCUCGGCCUGUACUCGAGCUGGUGUUCGCUGUACCAUUCCCCCGCCCGGCCCGCAAAUCGCGAAUGCUUCGGUACCCCGAGAUGAGUUGGAGACCCUUCAAAAGCGGGUACGAUGGCUAGAAGAAGUGGUGCGUCGGAAAUCUGGAAUUUCGGUGGUUGAUUUGGCCACUGGUACCCCAGUGGACGGAGAAGGAGACCCGGAUUGGUGGUACCAGGUGCCGGCGAUGAUUGCGACCGGUCGUCCUUGGCCCGGGGGCUCGGAGUCUUCGGCCGGCGUGGGUUCUGAGCUUCCGAACGUCGGCGAGAUCUUUCGAGAUCAACUGGAGCAUCGUCGACCAUCGGUGGCACGUCCCGCGUCGGCCCCGCGGAUUUUGCGUCUGUCGUCGCUGGAAGAGGCUGAGCAGCUGGCAGGGCAGUAUUUUGAUAGUAUGGGUUACCAAUAUCCGUUUAUGUCCCGUCCGGAUUUCAUGGCUCAACUGCGGCAUAUUUACACCGGUGGUGUUCCAACCCCUGAAGUCCAUAACACUUACCAUAUCAUCAUUGCGAUCUCCCUAUUGAUCGGGUCUGUCGAUGCGGCGCAAGCGGCGGAAUUCUACCUCGCAAGCCAACAGACGUUACCCCUGGCCCUCCAGAAUGAGGAUUUACCAGCUGUUCGUGCUCUACUCGGCCUGGCUCUCUACACCAUGUUCGCAACCGCAGGGCCCAGCAUAUGGCAUGUUUUGGGGGCAACCAUGCGAUUGGCAAUUAGCAUGGGCCUCCACAAGGCCCGCUCAUACCCCACGCUCGUGGAGGAGGAAAUGUCCAAACGGGCUUUCUGGAGCCUGUACAAUCUGGAUCGUCUUAUUGCGAGCACGCUCGGCCGGCCACUAGGAAUUCCGGAUGACGAUAUCAGCGUCGGUCUCCCACGAGAGCUUAAUGACGAUGGAUCUGAAGCGCCUGGAGCAAGUGCUAUGACGAUUCCACUACAGGUGAUAUCCCUACGACGGAUCUUUUCGCGAAUCUACCGAUACUUAUACAGCAGCCUUCCCUGUCCACCAAAACAAGAGCUCGCGGCCUCGCUUGGACAAUUUCGGCGAGAGGUAGAUGAGUGGCGCAUGGCCGCCCCCGUCUAUCCUUCGGCGCUCCUAUAUUCAACGUCCUAUUACGAUUAUCUGUAUUAUACGACUAUCCUUCUCAUGUACCGCCCUAGCCCUCGGAAUCCGACCCCAGACGCGACUAGUGUUAUCAGCUGCGGGGAUUCCAGUAUCCAGGUGAUCCGAUCCUACUGGGAUAGUUAUUCCGUGGGCAAACUCAAAUGGAUCUGGUUGACUUUGAGUCAAGUCUACUUCGCUGGGAUCACUAUUUUAUGGUGCUUGGAACAAAAUGCCUGCGCUUUGCGUAGUGGGCUCCCUGCAUCGUGGCACCCAGAUGAAUCGAUGUUGCGCCGCGCUAUUCAAGCAGUGGUUGUACUGCUGGAGGAGUUUGGAAAACGACGUCCGGGAGUGGACCGACUAGCAGAAACAUUCCGUCAUCAGAGCACUAUGAUCUUCAGCCAAAUGGUUUAUCAACAGCAGCAAAUGAACCAGCAACCACAGCCCCAGCACACUCAACAACCGUUACAGCAACCGCUUCCCCUCGUGCCAUCUCAAGCCUCAGUUACUUUGGCUCCCCCACACCCACCUCCUGUGCCUCUGGCACCUGUUCUUGAUGAUGUGCUGCUGGUUGAUGGCAGCGGCACAAUGCCCAUGAUCGAUCCUCAAAUGGCGGAGCAACUCUACUAUUCCUAUAAUUGGUUCCAGGAAGAAAUGGCGAGUUACUAUACCCUUUGA
Molecule: messenger RNA, 2082 nt
Organism: Penicillium macrosclerotiorum
Lineage: Eukaryota; Fungi; Ascomycota; Eurotiomycetes; Eurotiales; Aspergillaceae
Product: putative C6 transcription factor
Exons: 3
Coding region: 1-2082 (693 amino acids)
Biological process (GO): DNA-templated transcription; positive regulation of transcription by RNA polymerase II
Molecular function (GO): zinc ion binding; sequence-specific DNA binding; DNA-binding transcription factor activity, RNA polymerase II-specific
Source: RefSeq, a predicted model, not a curated record